UGAUAAGUUAGGUUAGCUUAGGUUAAGUUAGGAUUAGUGUAUAUGUAAUGUUUCCGUUGUUACACAAGAAUUGAUCAGAAAGAGAUUAUCUUGUGAUUGAUAAGAAACGGGGAAAUCCUGCAGUUUAUUAGAUUUGCUAUUGAAUAUAUAUAUAUAUAUAUAUAUAUAUAUAUAUAUAUAUAAUUAAUUUAAUAUAUAUAUAAAUAUUAAAUCUGCACAUAAUACAACGUUAUGAAAAUCAAAACAAAGAUGAGGGAUUGAUAUAGUCGUAUGUGUCACUUAAAUGUAAUAAAAAUGACAUAUCCUGGAUUAGUAUUACUUGUCGGAGUUGGAGUUGGAAUAGCAACUUUUUUGUAUUAUGUAUUCACCGAAAAUAAUCGCACGGAUGAACAGUAUUCGUCGUAUUCGAGAAGUAACAGAAGAUCGUCUGAAGACUGUUAUGAAGACCGAUCUUGGUCAACAUCAUCGCAUCCAACUGAAAAUGCUCUAUUAAAUAGAAGAAGUUCAUCAAAUUCUUCGAAAAGUAAAGAAAGAAGAGAUUUUGUGACAAGUAAAGAUGAUAUAAACAAUUGUUCAAUCUGCCAAUAUGCAAUAGUUGAUUCUGAUGUAAUACAAUUGCAUCCUUGUAGACAUAAUUUUCAUAAGGACUGCAUUAAUGAAUUGAUAAGAAAAUAUGGGGCCCUUUGUCCUAAUUGCAGAAGAAAAUUUGAACCGCGAUAUAAAUAAAUCAUGUGUGUGUGUGUGUGUGUGCGUCUGUGUAUGAGUACACAUCCAUCACUAUUGCAUGCAUGUAUGUACAUAUAUGUGUUGCGUAUGUGCGUAUAUAUGUAUAUUUAUAUGCGCAUACAUGCACGCAAGCACACACACACACAAUACUUGGAGAAUUACUUUGUACAGUUAUAUUUUUACAAAUUUAGUGAUUACAUGAUUUUUUUUAAAUUUCUUAGCUUAAAUAUUUGAUAUAUUUGCAUAAAAUGCUCAUGGUAAUAUACAAAAUUUAUAAUCAUUUUAUAUUAAUUAUCUUGUUGCCGGAAUCGAAAUAUUAUUUAUAUUACAUAUACAUGUGUAUUUCCAAAAUUUCAAGUCUUUGAUUGUACGCUUUACAGAAAAUAAAAAAUAAAAACUUAUUUAUAUUAUUAGAUAUUAUUUGCAAAGAUACAUAUUAGGGAGAGUUACUAAAUGCAUACCACGUAAGUUAUUUGUCAUUUUCCAUUUGGUAUACUAAUUUGUACACAAUGGAAAUUGUAGCUUGAUGUUUUAAGUACUUAUUACAAUGUUUAACUUUUCACAAUAACAAAUUCAUUUAUUAUAUGCUUUUUGCAACAUGCUGCAAAAGAUGCAAUUUAUGUAAUCUAUCACCUAAAUUAUAUCUGUGGGUUUCCUAAAUCGCCAUUGAAUGUAUCAAAUUUAUGAAUUAAAAUAAUUAAGAAUGUAUAAGGAGAAAGAGAAUCAUAAAAUAAUGUUUUAUUUUCUUGUUACUUUAUUAAAAAUUUAGCUAGAUAAAAUCAUAUAAUUUUAUCUUUAUCUAUAUAAAUUAAAAUUAAAUCAUAUUUAUCUUAUUUAAGAUACAUUUACAUAUAAUUUAUCUUAUCUUCAUCUAGAUAAUUUUGUUAUGUAAGCACAACACUAGUUUUAUCUGAUUUUCUUUUAAAAUAUAUUGAUAUGCACAAAACAACCAUAUAGCUUGUUAAAUUUUUGUCUAUAUUAUUUAUUUCUUAUUUAUUUUUUAUUUUUGUCACCAAAUGUUGCUUACAUUAAGUAAAAAUGUAAUUGAUAAAGCACGAUUUAGGUAAUCGAUAUGCAUUCAUCAACUCUUUUUUACAUAUAAAUUAUUGGUUUUUAAAGAUAUUCUAAAUUCUAAAUUCUUUGAUCGAUUAUUCAUUAUCUAUCUGCUGUAAAAAGAAAGCAAUAAUACAAUAUAUAACAACAAGAUAUACAUAAAGCCAGCAGUAUCAUUAAACAAUUUUACGAUUGCAAGAUCUGAAUACUUUCUAUUAAACAAGUAUCCACUGUAAUUUUCUCUCCUUUUAUUAUUAUCAACUAAAUUGAAUAGCCUUUUUUUAUUACACUAAAUCAUGAUUCAUGUAAAAAAAAUGAAAUUAUAUUUAUUUGUAUCUUUCCAUUUUUCUUCAAUGAUAAAGAAAUUUCAGUUAAAUUUACUUAGGCAUCAGAAAAUUGUAUUUAAUGAAUGAAAUUGAAAUAGUUGGUCAUGCUAUAUAUAAGAAAUUAGUAGAGUCUGACCGAAAAUUUGGUUUUGGUUGUGAUCAUUUUCGACUAAAAGUUGAAGUUUUGAUUAAAUUUCGGUUUUGAGCGAAAUUGGAAUUUCGACAGAACUGAACUAAUUAUAAUUUGCAAUAACUUGUAAUACUGAACGGAAUAAAACAUAUAGUACGAAAAAACAUUGAAAAUUUAUAUAGUUAAUAUUACUGAUAUGAGCUUUCGCGGUUGUUAAGGUGUGAGAUAAUAAAAAUAGUGACAAAUAUUUUUCAAAUUAUUUUAAAAAUAUAAUUAAUUAAUAACAUUUUUCAGUCAGUUUACAAACGUUUCGAUCCUUGAUGUGGGGGUUCUCUUUAAUAACAAAUAUUUAUGCCCGAAUCAGUUUCACAGUACUAUUUUAGUUCCAAAUAACCAUAAGAGAAAACUCAUAUCUGCAAUUGAUUUUAUAAUUAAUAAAUCUAUUUUUAACGCUACAAUUACUCUUUAUUUUAUUAACUUAAAAUUUAUUUUGUUUGGAAUGUUUACUAUUCAGCGAGAUUUUCCAAAAACUUGUUUAAAGAUUUUUCUUUUAAUUUUAUUAUUAUUGAGAUAAUGUGAUUAUGAUACUGCAAAUAAUGUAUAACACAUAGAUUGUGAUAAUAGAAUUGUAAUAUUAGAAUAGUGAUAAUGUUUGUAUAAUUAUUGUUUCAGAUUCCAAUAAAAGUUUUUGGUUUCGGGUUCGACCGAAAUUGACACAUAACCAAAUAUUUGUUUUCAAUUGAAAUUAUAAUAAAAAAAAAACGAUUGUUUCGGUCGGACUCUAGAAAUUAGUCUUAUCCGUCUUCAUAGACAAUUAAUUAGCAGAAGAGAUUACAUAUAUGUACGAUUAUACAAAUAGCCACUAUUAUUGUACAAAUAAUGCCUGAUGAUUGUAUGGAUAAUUAUUAAAGUGCGUUACAAUUUU
Molecule: messenger RNA, 3160 nt
Organism: Solenopsis invicta (red fire ant)
Lineage: Eukaryota; Metazoa; Arthropoda; Insecta; Hymenoptera; Formicidae
Product: probable E3 ubiquitin-protein ligase RHY1A
Exons: 3
Coding region: 271-726 (151 amino acids)
Biological process (GO): protein ubiquitination
Molecular function (GO): ubiquitin protein ligase activity
Source: RefSeq, a predicted model, not a curated record